AUCCUGUCUGCCGUUUUACUAAAUAAAUCAUCGAUACAAAAAGCGGGCUCAAACUCAGUCUCCACUUCCUAGUCACGUGAUCUUUCUAAAGUUUGAACCUCGGGCUUAGACUAGAAAGGUGCGUUCGACUUGAAGCACGGCUACAGACGGCGGCCAACGAGAGUAGCAGGUUGCAGUCGGGGCGGAGUUGAAAACGGACACGUCAAGCCGGCCACUUUCUGCUCCCGUUAGUGACGCUCAGGCGGUGUUUGCAUACUCUGUCACAGAUGAAGUGAAUAAAAUGCAAUAUUUGUCAAAUACACAGACGUUUCAGAAACGUUUUCAUGAGCAACAGAAACACUUUUUAUAUACUGCUUAAAGGUGCCAUAGGUGAUUGUCUUCAGAAACAUUUUUUGUUAUGCUGGUUGAAAGUCUCUUCACAUCCCGAUAGCAAUCAUUAAGUUAAGUGGUCUAAAUGUAUUUAUCUAUAUUUAUAUAUUCUGUGGAAGGCGUAGGACCAAGAAAUGUUCGUCCAAUCAAAACGGUCGGUCUGAGGCCUCCGAGCGUUUUAAUUGGCUUUCCUACCUGCCUGUCAACGUAUGUAUUUGCAUACCUCUGCGCACCCUGUUCACGCAGACAGGAUACGUCAUCAGUGCGAUCACGCCCGCUGUGCAAAUAGAGCCAGAAUGGCAGGCAAACAUCAACAACCCGAUUUUCCUUCCUGGUAUUGUAGUACUUUUAACUGUUCUAUAAAGCUUUCUCACUGGUGAAUGACACAUGAUGUAACCCAGUCCUCGCGCCCCCCGCUCUGCAUAUAUUGCAUGUCUCACUUAAGCCCCUUUCACACAGAGAUUCCGGAAAAUACACGGAUAAUGUGUUCCGUGAUUUGUCCCGGGAUCGUUUGAGUUUGGUUCAUUCACACUGCCAGCGAUUUUCCGGAAUAUGUGUGUGCGUUCACACACAUCCCGUAAAGACACGUGACAUUACGAUGUGACGGGUAAUGUGACGUGUACCGUUUCACUAAAGCUGGCGACUAUUGUGGAAAGCCAAAUGGUUCAGAAUUCGCCUACUUUUCACCGCCGUAUCAAUAUUAAAACGCCGUUUUCAUAACGCCACCAGGCAAUAAGUUAACUGCAGACACCACCACGCGUUAAAAUAAGGCCACAUGCCGACCGACGUUAAGUUUACGCUACACGCCACUUGAGAUGCAGAUUUAUUCACUCAUCUACAUGGACACACCUCUCAUGGUUACGAGGAAUCUACCGCAAGUCUGAGCAUCCAGUUUGCUAGAACGCGAAGAUGGCAAGGAGAGCGUUUGUUUUGCAGUGUAAACACACUGUAAAUGACUGCACUCGCCUUUUACUGCCUGAUAAUCCGGGGCCUGAUGUCUUUCAGUCAUCAUUAAACAGACUUCAAACCAUGUUGAGGAGCCUGGAAUGGGCAAAGGGGAGGCUUCUACAUACUCAGGCAGCAGAUGAGAUCAUCCAUGAAGUAUCCAAAUUUAUUCAGGAGAUUCAAACUUCUGAACCGAGAGCACAGGAAGACACUGGAUAUCGACCUCCACUGAUUCGUAGUGGAUCCAGUGGCGCACCGUCUUAUGUUAUUACUCAGGAUCAAUUGUCGUUUCUGUUGUCUUGUGGCUUCACUGUAACACAGAUUGCACAUAUUCUACACACCUCCAUAUCUACAGUCAAGCGACAUUUAAGAUGGAGGAUAGUAAUUCAUGGUGCCAUUGAUGGCUACAGUCGGCUCGUCACCUUUCUCCGUGCAUCUAACAACAAUCGCAGCAGCACUGUCAUGAACUGCUUCUUGGAUGCCAUUUCCAAAUAUGAAGUCCCUUCCAGAGUAAGGACUGACCACGGUGGAGAGAACAAUGCAGUGUGCUUGUUCAUGAACCUGUUCAGAGGCACCGGACGAGGGAGUGCUCUUAGAGGAAGAAGUACACACAAUCAGAGGAUUGAAAGACUUUGGGUCGAUCUGUGGCGUGGGGUGUCAAAUGUGUACUAUGACCUUUUCCACUUUCUUGAGAGUGAGGGCAUUGUGGAUGUAGAUAAUGAAAUGCACAUGUGGGCUCUGCAAUAUGUCUACAUCCCAAGAAUUAACAAAGACUUGACAAAUUUUACACACCAGUGGAACAAUCAUGGUUUGCGAACCGAAAGACACCAGUCACCUCUACAAAUCUUUGUCCAGGGUUGCCUGGCACAACAGAGGCUGCCAAGUACUGCAAUGCAGGAGAUAUUUGCAUCAAGACCCUCAGACUCCGUUGGAGGAGAGACUAAUCCAGCAGAGCUAAUUGGUGGUGGCAGUCAUUCUGUAUCAGGAGCGGUAUCUCAUGUGCAUUGGCUUGAACGAGUUACCGCACCUCCAAACCAGUUCACUGUGACCGAUGAUGAGAUGCAGCAACUCGCAGAACAAAUUGAUCCACUUGGAGGUCCCCGGGAAAAUCGGAAAAUUCAAUCAAAAGUUGUUAACAAAAAAAUUUAAAACUAUUUCAUCAGUAAUUCUACAUCACUCCAAAAGUGGGGGAUUGCAAAAUGCCACUUCCUUCUAGUAAAAAUGAACAGGAAAAAAAAAGAAAAAGUUAAUGACCAUUUUACAGAAUACAGAAUGCCAGUGAAGUAGUUUUGUCACAGUUUUUUGUACUCAUGUUCUUCCAAACCCAUAUAAGUUUCCUCAUCCCAGAUAAAAAUAAAGUAUACUUGAAUGGACUAAAAAAAAAAAAAAAAAAAAAAAAAAAAAAAAAAACUUAAAA
Onychostoma macrolepis is the source of this 2731-nucleotide messenger RNA. RefSeq lists its product as uncharacterized. Gene Ontology annotation, molecular function: nucleic acid binding. Lineage: Eukaryota; Metazoa; Chordata; Actinopteri; Cypriniformes; Cyprinidae. The coding region runs from base 1279 to 2463 and encodes 394 amino acids. The transcript has 4 exons. The record is from RefSeq and is a predicted model, not a curated record.